Molecule: messenger RNA, 1046 nt
Organism: Phacochoerus africanus (Common warthog)
Lineage: Eukaryota; Metazoa; Chordata; Mammalia; Artiodactyla; Suidae
Biological process (GO): intracellular transport; protein secretion
Source: RefSeq, a predicted model, not a curated record
ACAAAUCCGACUAGGAGCCAUGAGGUUUCGGGUUCCAUCCCUGGGCUCGCUCAGUGGGUUAAGGAUCCGGCAUUGCCGUGACCUGUAGAGUAGGUCGCGGACGCGGGUCCAGAUCCAGAUCCGUUGCCGUGGCUCUGGUGUAGUAGGCCAGCUGCUGUAGCUCUGAUUCAGCCCCUAGCCUGGGAACUUCCAUGUGCCACAGGUGCGGCCCUAAAAAACAAAAAAAAGAAUUGUGAAACACCAUGUUCUACACCUGGAACUUACAUAAUAUUGCACAUAGCUCUACCUCAAAACAGCCUAUCAUAGCGCACUGGAUGCGCGGCUCAGAGGCGGUACCCCGACAGACCCAACCGGACCGAGGGAAGGAGCGAGGAAGGCAAGCCGGGCGUGCCCGGCUCUUCCGCCCCGCGCCCGGAAGGGUGAUGCGGCUGGGCCUUCGCAGGCCUCACUCUGCCGUUUUCAACUUUCAGAGUCUGUGGACUGUCAUCUUGCUGCUUAUAUGCACCUGUGCUUAUAUCCGAUCCUUGGCACCCAGCCUCCUGGACAGAAAUAAAACUGGAUGGUUGGGUAUGUUUUGGAAGCGCGCUAUUGGUGAACGGAAGAGCCCUUAUGUCGCAGUUUGCCGUGUUGUGACCUUCAGCAUCCUCUUCAUACAGGAGCUUGGAAAAAUUGAUUUGCUGUUUGAAGUUGGCUACGUCACUGAGCUCCUGGGCACACUGGAAAUGGUGCCACUGCCUGGUCUGCUGCCCAGGUUAGUGUGGAGGUCAAAUGAGAAAAUGAAUGGAAAGAAAUGUGACAUGCUUUUAAGGGGGGCGCUCAUGGUGCCUUCUGCAGACCCGGAGGAGCUUAGUCCCCCAGACUGGCUUGUGUCUGAAGACUGCCUAGUGGCUCAGAGGGACACCAAUGACAGCACCUCCAGCCUCCCUCUCACCUUUGCCAGCUGCCUCGUGGUCAUGACACUAGUCACAAGAAGGGCAGAAAGUGGCAGCAUCACCCCUCCCAAGCCAGCUACUCCUGCCUAUUGGAUUCCCAGACUGUCCCUCUGA